AUGGCCUUUGGUGAGCUUCAAGCCUGUGAGUCUACCCCGGGCUGGACCAUGCUCUCCCUCGAUUUCAAGAGUGCCUUCAACUACACCGACCGAGCACGGCUGCACGAGAUUGUGGCCGACAAGGUCCCUGGCCUCUUGCGCGCCUUUGAACGACACUAUGCUCGACCCACUACCCACUGCAUUGUCGACAAGUUCUUCAAGGUGAUUGACAUUGAUGUUGGCCAAGGCAUUGUGCAGGGCAACGAGCUAUCGCCCUUCUUCUUUGCCCUGUACUCCUGUGGGGUCCUGGGUCUCCGCGACGCCACCACUGACUAUCGCUGCAAGGUCAUCAAGUACCUCGACGACAUUGUACUGAUGGGUCCCGCGGAGGACGUGGCGGCCGACGUCGAGAUUAUCAAGGCUCGUGCAGAAUCUGCUGGCCUUCAUCUGCAGCCCAGUAAGAGCCGCUUCUACAUGCCUCGCCACCAUCCCGCUUCCAUCACUGCUAUCAAGUCUGUAUUGCCAGAUGCCGUGCGCGAGACGGCCAACACGGGCAUGACGGUCUUGGGAACGCCGAUUGGCCGUCGCGAGUGGAUGAAGAAGCAGCUGAACGACAAGGCAAAGCACAUUGCUGGCAAGCUCAACGACAUGCUGACGAUCGGUGUCUCGCUUCAGGCCCUUCUCACGGCCAUGCAGUACGUGCCUAGCCUCAUCAACCACCUCUACACGCUGCCCCCAAGUCUGACGUCGGGCUUGUCCGAGCUCUUGAACCGUGCUUGCAAGGACACCUUUGUCAAAGCCUUUUUUGCCAAGUCUGGCUACAACGCCAACGGUCAGAGCUGCCGCAUCGACCUGCACUGCCGCAACCCCUUUCCCGGCGGUGCCUUGGGCCCAGCUCUGCCCGACCUGGGCAUUGACGUGACUGUGCGCACAGCCCAACCCCCGACCACCUCGCAAGCCUGCAUCAAGGUGGGCGCUGCCCUUCGCCGAGCCGAAAAGGAGAAGCGCGACUACUACACCGGUUUCAACCAUGGAAAAACUCUGAUCGUCCCUGCGGCGAUGACGACAACCGGUGGGUUCGCCUCCUCCUUUGUGGAUCUGCUUGGUCAGCUCGCCCGCUGCGCCGAGGCCCGUGGUGUGUACCAGCCGGGGCUGGAUGAGGCCUUUGUUCCUCGAUGGAAGGGUCGCUUUGCGGCGCUGGUCCAUCAGAUGAACGCUGACCACAUCCAGCGCCACUUUGGCGGUGUCUGCCUGCGCUCGUCGUAG
This is a messenger RNA of Monosiga brevicollis MX1, 1245 nucleotides long. RefSeq lists its product as uncharacterized. Gene Ontology annotation, cellular component: preribosome, large subunit precursor; nucleus; nucleolus. Gene Ontology annotation, biological process: ribosomal large subunit biogenesis; ribosomal large subunit export from nucleus; ribosome biogenesis. NCBI's taxonomy places the organism in Eukaryota, Choanoflagellata, Craspedida, Salpingoecidae. Gene Ontology annotation, molecular function: protein binding. The coding region runs from base 1 to 1245 and encodes 414 amino acids. The record is from RefSeq and is a predicted model, not a curated record. The transcript is spliced from 2 exons.